Messenger RNA from Procambarus clarkii (red swamp crayfish), 3485 nucleotides. It is a transcript of the gene Ras85D, whose product is annotated as ras-like protein 1. The record is from RefSeq and is a predicted model, not a curated record. Gene Ontology annotation, biological process: epidermal growth factor receptor signaling pathway; Ras protein signal transduction. Gene Ontology annotation, cellular component: plasma membrane. Gene Ontology annotation, molecular function: GTP binding; GTPase activity; GDP binding. NCBI's taxonomy places the organism in Eukaryota, Metazoa, Arthropoda, Malacostraca, Decapoda, Cambaridae.
GGGUUAGUGUUGGAACAGUGUGAGUGAGAGGAGGGCGGGGAGGCUGUGCUGUGUCCGACUCCUCCGUAAACAUUAUAUUAUGGUGCUCAUGUAGCGCCCACCACUACACCCCCACACACUACACCCUGCUUCUCGACACCUUCCCUGCCACCACCACUAGUUACCAUGACGGAGUACAAGCUGGUGGUUGUUGGAGCUGGUGGCGUGGGAAAGAGUGCACUCACCAUUCAGCUUAUUCAAAAUCACUUUGUUGAUGAAUACGACCCAACAAUAGAAGACUCUUAUCGCAAGCAGGUGGUUAUUGAUGGGGAGACGUGUCUCCUGGACAUCCUCGAUACAGCCGGGCAAGAAGAAUACAGUGCAAUGCGGGACCAGUAUAUGCGAACAGGGGAAGGGUUUCUGCUUGUGUUUGCUGUCAACAAUGCUAAAUCAUUUGAAGACAUAAGUACAUAUCGGGAACAGAUAAAGAGAGUUAAGGAUGCUGAAGUGGUACCAAUGGUUUUGGUAGGCAACAAGUGUGAUCUACAAGUGCGGGCUAUGGACAUGCAGCAGGCACGCGAAGUAGCUAAGAAUUACGACAUUCCUUUCAUAGAGACCUCUGCCAAGACCCGCAUGGGUGUUGACGAUGCCUUUUAUACUUUAGUUAGAGAGAUCAGGAAAGAUAGGGAACAUCGUGGGAAGAUUAAGCCAGGACAUAGGAGGAACAGGAGGAAGUGCAUUGUAUUUUAGGAGGACUAUAUUGAAUAGACUUAUAAACCUAAUGGUAUUAAGCCCAUUGUUUUCAUCAGUGUUGUGCAGAAUAACUUCAUCAGUGCAGUUCAUUUGACUUCCAAAUUCUGCAACUUACAGAAAAUGAUUUAGAUGAGAGAAUGUUUGAGUUCUCUGAAAAUGUUGCCUGAAUUGGCACCCACUGAUACACUAGAUAUUACAAGUGGUACCCACUGAUGCGCUGGCUAUUGCAAGUGGUACCCACUGAUGCGCUGGCUAUUACAAGUGGUACUCACUGACGAGUUGGCUACCACAAAUACUACAGCUCAUGAACUGGCUAUUACAAAUGGUUCACACUGAUGGGGUAGAUACCACAAAAAGUACCUACUGGUGAGCUAGGUACCACAAAUGGUACUCGCUGAUGGGAGGGGUAUCACAAAUGGUACCUACUGGUGGGCUGGCUACUACAAAUGGUACUCACUGAUGGGAGGGGGUAUCACAAAUGGUACCUUCUGGUUAGCUAGGUACCACAAAUGGUACUCACUGACGGGAGAGGUAUCACAAAUGGUACCUACUGGUGAGCUGGCUACCACAAAUGGUACUCGCUGAUGAGGUGGGUGCACAAAUGGUACUACUCGCUGAUGAGGUGAGUACCACAAAUGGUACUCGCUGAUGAGGUGAGUACCACAAAUGGUACUCGCUGAUGAGGUGAGUACCACAAAUGGUACUUGCUGAUGAGGUGAGUACCACAAAUGGUACUCGCUGAUGAGGUGAGUACCACAAAUGGUACUCGCUGAUGAGGUGAGUACCACAAAUGAAGAAGUUGGUCUCUUGGUCUCAGCUAUGUGUAAUUCAGUCCAUGUCGGUUUCCUUUCAGUUUUUUUUUUUUUUUUUUAAUAUCUUUAAUUCACACAGUAUUGGAAAGUAUGUCCUGAUGUAAAAUGGGCUGUUUUUGCAAGCCCAAAGCAAACUUUUAAAACUGAUGUAAGAUAGAUAAUACUAAGAUCCCAAAAAGGAACUUGGAAGCACAAAUCCCAAAGUGGUCAUGCUAAAGUUUUGCUUUUCUUACUUAAAAAAAGUGAGAAAUCUAAUAAUGGCCUGGAAACUUAUGAGUUAGAUUCCUCUUGGACGUAAUUACCUCCCAAAUUACCUUUUAAUCUCUUGUUACCAUCAGAUAUCUGUGAGGUAAUACUGAGAGUGUAAGAGAAAAGAAUCAUAUCAGAGAUACAGCUUCGUGCUUUUAUAUGUUCGAAUAUUAAUAAUAGAAUUAUCUUUUAUAAUGAUACAAAUUCUGAUGUGUACAGGUAAGAAUAAUUGUAUGGUCACAUUGGAGUGUUUUGAGGAUGUUAAAAAUAGUGUUUUCUUUUUAUUUGCACAGAAGCAUGCAAAAUAUAAUAUGGAGGCCAUGAUGCAUGGCCUGUAAUGACCAGACACUCACCACUUACACAUGUAUAAUAGAAAAACUUACUUGCAAAACAUGGACAUUCAGAAAUGCUGACAGUUACAUUUAUUAAUGAACCACUACUAAUUAUUGAGGUAUAGAGUUGCUACUAUUGCACAAAUAAUACAGAUGUCUAAGGAUUCUGAAUAAUGCUAAAAUGCCUGAAUAGCUCCUUAGGCAAGUAAGAAUUAAGCAAAAUUAUUUUGACUGGUAGAAAUUAUUGUGAUCAGUUUUGUUUUGGCUUAGUUUACCUUCAUUAAGGCUUGCCUGAUAUUGUGUGAGGUUGUUUUACAGCCCUUAUGGAUGUCCUGGUUUGUCCGGUGUUGAUAACAUGCUUUGUCCAUUUUGUGGAGAAUCCAGUUGGUUCAUAGUGUGACGGGCUUUUUACAAAAUAAGAAAAUCUUGGCUUGUUCAUCGUGUGGAGAACCUGUAUUUUCAGUACUGACAUGUUUUACCUGUGUUUUGGAUAUCCUGGAUUAACUAAAAUGAAAGAGUUUUUCUCACUGGGGAUGAUGUUACAUGUUCAGUGCAGGGGUGAACUGUUUGCCAUUAUCAUGUCCAAGCUGUCUCACUGGGGACGACCUUACAUGUUCAGUGCAGGGGUGAACUGUUUGCCAUUAUCAUGUCCAAGCUGUCUCACUGGGGACGACCUUACAUGUUCAGUGCAGGGGUGAACUGUUUGCCAUUAUCAUGUCCAAGCUGUUUCAUUCACUUAAAUUCAUUUAACUCAUUUUUUUCAUAAGAGCUUUUUUCCAUUAUUCUGAUUAACAUGACAUAAAAAAUUAUCAAAAUGGCAAAGCGUUUUUAUUCAAAAAUAAAAUUUAUCGCUGAAUUAAAAUGUUGUUUUUUACUUUUUAUAGCCAGUCUCUGUUUAUCCAGGAUGUUGUUUAAACAGCAAAUCUAUCAUUGUUACUUGUUUAUUUUUGAAGAAAAAAAUGUCUCCUAAAUUUCAAAUUUAGCUCGUGUGUGGUGCAUAUAAUUAUUUGAACUUUACUUUGUGACUUUUAAUAAUUUUGAUAUUAUUUUAUUAUUAUUUAAAAAAUUGCAGUAUAUUAAAUACCUACCUUUGAAUGGUAUGAUAACCACAGUUGAUUGUUCUUGAUCUGGGUUGUCAUUGUGGUAGGCACUGUGGUUGUCAUUGCAGUAGGCACUGUGGUUGUCAUUGCAGUAGGCACUGUGGUUGUCAUGGCAGUAGACACUAUGGUUGUCAUUGCAGUAGACACUAUGGUUGCCAUUGCAGUAGACACUAUGGUUGCCAUUGCAGUAGACACUAUGGUUGCCAUUGCAGUAGACACCGUCGUUGCCAUUGCAGUAGACACCGUGGUUGCCAUUGCAG